Messenger RNA from Porites evermanni, 1266 nucleotides. The record is from the annotation of a GenBank genome assembly. NCBI's taxonomy places the organism in Eukaryota, Metazoa, Cnidaria, Anthozoa, Scleractinia, Poritidae.
AUGAAACUAACGGGUUUCCCAGCUAAAUGCCUUUCUCACUGGCAUGGUAGAAAUUGAAUUGGUUUUGCCACAUAAAAUCUGUCAAAACGGUCCAAUGAAAAUCCCUUCAGUAUCUAGGGGUUUGUGCAAGUCGCUCUACAUGUGACAUAAUCGAUUCAGUUAAAGAAAGAGCUUUUGAUUAGAGGUAAAAAGGCUUUUACACGAAUAUUCAACGACACGUCUUAUCCCCUUCAAAAAUUACUCCCUUCAAGAUGAAAGCUUCUUGAAGUUUUAUAGGUGGAAUACUUUAUGAUACAGUUAAAUAUAAAGGCAGUUCUUAGCUAUAUAUCUCGUCACUAUUUUCCUUCAAACACGACUUAGAGAGGUGUAACAGUACAAAACAUUAUACAGAAAGAUUUUUGCUGGCUAUUUUGCCUUCUGUGGCUCCUUCAAACGGUAGAAUCCGAGACAACACAAAGCCAGAAUAACCUACCUUCAAAGAAAUUUUCUUGCAACAUAAACAACUAUUACAGCUUUCACGCUGGACCCAAAAAAUAAUCCAAGAGAGAAGAAACAAGGGAAAAAGGUUGGUUGGUGGUAACAGUUCAGGUUUGAAUGUCGUCACUUCUUUAAAAUAUACAUAAUUGCUAGGCUGCUGAGUGAUUAACAUUCUAGCCUUAUUUAUGCCAUUUUUUUCGAACCUGGUUUGAAUUUCCGCAUAAACUUCAGUCAAUAAGAAAAGGGAGAAAGAGUUAAAGUGUAAACAUACGUUUAUGAGCCAUGUAGCUCUUUUAAUUGGUGAUUAAAAAAUAUGUAAAUCCAUAACUACAGGCGUAAAUAUUAGGCAAUAUAUAAUAACAUAAGAUACACACGGAGUAGCAAAGAUAUCCUGUUGUACCCUCAUCAUAAACCUUAUUUUUUCAUUUGUGCACUGAUACCCAUCGUCGAUCCCUCCUCAUUGAUCCAUUGCCUCAAAAUUCAGUUUCUUCAAAAUAAUAAAUAUUCUUUUAUCAAGUUCUAGAUCCUGUCGCCUUCUUCCCCCUCAAUGCUGCGUACGGUACCAAGGAGAUUAACAACCGAACGGUUAAUGGGAUUCUGGGUGCGGUUACUCUUGCUCCAGGGCCCGAUGGAAGACCUAACUACUCUUAUAAAUUUUCCGGAAGCUCCAACAGCUACAUCGAGUUUCGCAACAGGAUUGGAGGACCUUUGGAUGUGCGUUAUUCGAUGACUAUGCUGUGCUCCCACAUGAAACUACCGGUUCUACCUGGAGACAAGUUGAUGUCCUGA